Morone saxatilis (striped sea-bass) is the source of this 2748-nucleotide messenger RNA. It is a transcript of the gene tmem98, whose product is annotated as transmembrane protein 98. Gene Ontology annotation, cellular component: endoplasmic reticulum. The transcript is spliced from 7 exons. NCBI's taxonomy places the organism in Eukaryota, Metazoa, Chordata, Actinopteri, Moronidae. The record is from RefSeq and is a predicted model, not a curated record. Bases 234 to 908 code for a protein of 224 amino acids.
GCGCGUUCACGCGGCAAGAUUUGGAGAUGUCGGUGCCGUCUCCGCGCGCCCGGUGGCGGAGAGGAAAGUUAUUUGGUCUCCGGAAAGAAAUCCAACUUUAAAAGGACAAAAAUGUUGAGAUGAGCUACCAUCCAUAAUCGAGCUCGGACAAUCAGCCGAAAAAACCCUGAUUGGACUCUUUUCCUCUCGAAAACGAGUUGCUGCCUGCAGCCGCCGUGGGAACCGGAGUCGCCAUGGAGACAGUGGUGAUCGUGGCCAUCGGGGUGUUGGCCACUAUUUUCCUGGCCUCCUUCGUUGCCCUGGUGGUGGUGUGCAGACACCGCUACUGCCACCCUCACCACCUGCUGCACCACUUCGACUCCAAACCCACAGUGGAUCUGAUCGGAGCCAUGGAGACCCAGAGUGAGCCGUCGGAGCUGGAGCUGGACGAUGUGGUCAUCACCAACCCUCACAUUGAGGCCAUCUUGGAGAAUGAGGACUGGAUAGAGGACGCCUCCGGAUUGGUCUCUCACUGCAUCUCUAUCCUGAAGAUCUGCCACACUUUGACUGAAAAGCUGGUUGCCAUGACGAUGGGUUCCGGGGCAAAGGUCAAAGCCCCAGCCAGCCUGAGUGACAUCAUCACCGUGGCCAAACGCAUCAGCCCGAGGGUCGACGACGUGGUCCGAUCCAUGUAUCCUCCUCUGGAUCCAAUCCUGCUGGACGCCAGGGCCACUGCUCUCCUGCUUUCAGUCAGCCACCUGGUGCUGGUCACCCGCAAUGCCUGUCACAUGUCCGGCAGUAUGGACUGGAUCGACCAGUCGCUCCACGCAGCCGAGGAUCACAUGGUGGUUUUGCGCGAGGCAGCGCUGGCUUCUGAACCGGAGCGAUACAUGCCCGGAGCUGACGCACAGAGAGAACAAGCCAUUUAGAGCAAAACACAAAUACUUACACAAACAAACAGUCAAUUUUAUCCUUGAGCUGCCUCUUUCAACAAAAAAAAUCUGCACUCAAUUGAUGCUGAACAGGCGCAUAUUCUGCCAGGCGGUGUUGAAAAAGGCACGCUUCCCAAACUCAUCAUCCAGGCCAAAUUAAUAAGGACACUUCUGAGCGGUAAACAGGCUGUUCUCAUGGAAGCAGAGACUUCACUCUGCGCCUCAUUUUCACAUCUCACAUAAAAAGGAUGUUUUUCUUUCAUCAUCAAAAAGUGCUCCAGCUACAUGAAGUAGAUGUCACACAUUCAGACACAUUUUUUUUGUAUGUAACCCCGCGGCAGAUCUUUUUAGAGUUGGUCUGUUGACGGUGUAAGCUGCCUGCGAAGUGAAAGGCCUUUGGAAAAUUGUGUGAGUGCACCAUCAAGCCAGCGGUGGGCCUAAAUCCAAUCUUGCCGGCACAGCACAGUCACAUGGAGGCUUAGUCAGCUAAUCCAUUCUGAGGAAAAUAACACCCAGUUAGCCAGUGAACCCAAAGGGGGUUCCAACUCAGCGGACCAGCAGAAGACCAACCCGACUUAUUUACAAUUUGUGGGGUCAGCCUGGCUUGUGGAACAUCCCUCAGACACUCACGCUGGUAGAAAUCACCGGUCUGUGAGCUUUCAGAGACCAGCAGCUGUAGUUUUAGCCACAUCAGCACCAGAGUAAAAGGUUUUUUUCCAGUUAAAUAAUGCCCCUUUGACCUAUUACUGCGCUGUAAUAUGUUUAAUUGAUUGUUUUUAGCCACGCUAGAAGCACGUCUUUCUGUCCAUCCACCACUUCGGUCAACGCUGAAAUAUCUCAACCCCGUACUGGAGGGAUUUGAAGAAUCUGGACAGACGUUCGUGGCUCCCAGAGGAUGAAUCCUAAUGACUUUGGCGAUCCCCUGAACUUUCCUCCACAACUUGGAUUGCCAUGAAAUUUGGCACAGAUAUUCAUGAACCCCACAGGAUGAAUCCUAAUUACUUCGGUGAUCACAUUGCGCCAGUUAAAGGUCCAGUGUGUAACAUUUGGCAGGUUCUAUUGGCAGAAAUAGAAUAUAAUGCAACUACACCACUAGAUGCCACUAAAUCCUCCACACUGGUCCUUUAAGUUGAAUGUGUCCAAUACUUUCAAAUACCUGCACAGUUAAUGACAUUCCCAUCAGCCUGUAUUGUGUGUUUAGUGCCGGUUAGCAAACACUAUACCUGCUACACACAUCAGUUAGCAUUGUCAUUGUGAGCAUGUUAGCACGCUGACGUUAGCAUUUAGCUCAGUGCAGCCUCACAGAGCUGCUAGCGUGAUUGAAGAAGUCUAUUUUUUUCCUUGUACGAAGUCAGUGCUAGACAGUGAGUCAAGAAACAGAUCUUUAAUUCUGACAACACAGUGUUUAAAAAAGCUAUAAUUUGCUCUCAGAUUCAACUGUACUAGCUGUUUCUAUCUACAUGUGGGCAAGAAUAAGGAUAUUUUAAGUUUAAGUGCAUCCCUAUUAGCCUUUGAUUGUUUUUUCCUGUUAGAAAUAUUGAGCUUUCACACACUAUUGAACAGUACAGUCUGUCUGUAUGUGUUGUCGUGUUGUGGGGAUGUUUUGAACAGUGUGUUGAUUGAGGUGAAGCAGAUUUAACGUGUUGUUUUGGGCCAGAGGGAUGUUAUUGGAGCAUAUCUACCUGCUCUUCCAUGCAUGGCUAAUACUGAAUCCCCAAGGAGUCCUAAUAAGGCAUUACCCACAGCCACAGUGAACACAAGGGCUUAGGCUUCAAUACACAUGGCACAAAACCCUUGUACACACAAGGCUGGCAGACAAAUGAACACAUCCGUACAU